Molecule: messenger RNA, 2109 nt
Organism: Corythoichthys intestinalis (scribbled pipefish)
Lineage: Eukaryota; Metazoa; Chordata; Actinopteri; Syngnathiformes; Syngnathidae
Product: somatomedin-B and thrombospondin type-1 domain-containing protein
Exons: 5
Coding region: 163-960 (265 amino acids)
Source: RefSeq, a predicted model, not a curated record
UUACGCAUCACUGCCUUCUCAUUGGAACCCGUCCCGGAGCAGCACCAUGCUGCGUGGCGCCUUACUGUAACGAAAACAGCUAGGAAACCCCUUUGAAAACACUUUUCUCUCACGUAAGCCUAGAUAGAAGAGUACACAGCGGCCGUGUGGAGCACCUUGGUCAUGGGCGCGCACGAGCGGAGCUCCGCGCGUCUCGGCUCGGUCGUGUCACUGUGCGGGUGUUUGGCCUUGCUGUGCUGGGUGACAGUGCCCCGGGUCGAGGCUGGCUGCCGGCAGAGGGAAAGCCCAAACUGCUGCACCGGUCGGAACAACGACUGCUUGGAGUACACGCGGAGGAAGACGGUGUGCUACUGCGACACGUACUGUCAGAAGACCGGAGACUGCUGUGACGACUACCAGAGCGUGUGCCAAAUAUCCGCAGCCAUCGACUGUGUGGUGGGUUCAUGGGGCCCCUGGUCAUCAUGCACCACUCCAUGCGGGGUGGGCAGCACCGAAAGGAGUCGGCAAGUGUCUGUCCCUCCUCGAAACGGGGGGACUCCUUGCCCGGACCUUAAACAGCGCCGCGGGUGCUUCGGAAACAACAAAAUAUGCAGUUCGGCGAAAGAGGUGGCAAAGAUUCUUCCGGAUUCCUUCCAGAGGAACUUUAAGGACCCUUGGAGGAGGCCUCACAUGCUAAUAAAGGAAGAGAAGGCCAGCUACUGCGUCUAUUUGAGGGUGAAACAAAUAAGCGCGGCCUGCAAACUGAAACUGUGGAGUGCCCAGCUGGUGAGAGAAAGGCUGGUGUGCGCUGAGUGCCAGAGUGAUGCCAUGUCUAAGUCGGACCGAUGCGGAGGAGAUGGCUUAGAGGGCACCAGAACCUUCUGGUCGGCAGCUUCGGGCGUAGGCUGCCAUGGAACGUGGGUGCGAGAGUCGUCGUCCAAAAGCUGCCGGUGUCCCCCUUACUCUGUCCUCUUUGUGUGAGCGGUCGCGUGUCCGUCACACGUCCACGUCGGAGGACGGCAUCGUCCUCAACAGCUCCCGCGGAGGUGCGUGGAGCCCUGCCAGUCGAGCCCUAGGAUUCAGAAUUCCUGGAUGGGUUUACUCAAGGAGAUCAGCAUCAUCCUGCCACUUAUAUUUUUAUCCUCCACUUCAUACUUUGUACUGUAUUACUUACUACGCACGCAGCUAACCUUGCAAAUAACUUCAAAUUUUUACUGUCACCUUGUUAAACAUUUUCUCCUCCAAAGCACUGCAAGCUCCAUAUGUAUUUUUACCUCUUUGCUAUCUACCUCCAUAAAUGCAAGUGUGUUUUGAUAAAGCGUCACGUAUAAAUGUGUAAAAAAAAAAAAAAAGAAACAACAAUAUUUAGCUUUAUACAUUUUCUACUAUUGAUUACCAUGUAAUAUAGCACGUCUUUGUAUCACAAUACUUUUUUAACGCAAACCAGGAUUGGCCGAACUUCAUUCAAGCCUCAAUUCAAAUGCUCCUAAAUGUCCCCAGUGAGUUUGAGAGUCUGCAAACUGUAUUUUUCUGGUCCAUGUCAGUACAGUGGAACCUCUAAAGUAAUACAACACCAAGUCACCGCGUAUUAUCAUUGGUCGUUGUCAUGGGUGAGUACAGCUUUGAAUUUCUUUUUUCAUGUGUGCUCAUUAAUUCGUUCCUUUUACAGUACAAUUGUGCCUUGAGGUUCCAGUUUUUUUAUCUAGCAGAGCUUGAUGUCUGUAUUAGACUGCCCCCAAGUGGCUAUGAUUAGCACACCAGAAGGAUAAGCACAAUGUCAAUUUAAUUAAUGCAGAUUUUAAAAAUGACUUAAAAUCUUUUAAACAUUUGUGCAUAAUGUUUAUAUUUGUCAUUACAUUGUAGAGCAUUACUUUGUGUUGGUUUAAUGUUUUUUUUUAUCCAUUUCAAUGAAAAAUGAUUUGGUAUGAGCACGUUGUCAGGGAAUGAAAUAACCUUGUGUUUCAAGGCAACACUAAAUGUGAUUGUAAUUAGUCACAUAAGUAGAAAAAUGUAACAUAAAGUAAGAUACUUUACAUUUAUACUCCACUUUAAAGCAGAUAUACUGUAUUUUACAUGUAAAAUUGUGACCCCUGCUGUUGUAAUACGGUACUAUAAUUUUACCUCCUCAUG